AUGACAAUAGCUCAUUGUACUUAAAUCAUAAAGUAAUUAUAUAUAAUAUACAAUUAAUAAAGGCAAAUAUAUUCUAAAUAUAGUUAGGAUAACUUAGUAAGAGCAAAAUGGGAAAAAAUAUAAAAUAUGAUUUUAUUGAAACAAUAUACAGAGGUAAACUUUAAUGCUUUGUUAAUAGAAUUAGAUGAUAUACUGUAAAACUCAAAAAGUAAAUUAAGAUGAAGAAAAUAAAUUAGAAAUCUAUUACUAAUAAUUUUUGAUUUAUUCUGAGGUUCACUUUAGUAAAGUGACUCGGUAUAGUUACCAAAGUAUGAUGAAAAUGUAUUUAAAAAAAGGUGGAGUAAGUAAUGGCAGAAUUGUUCGUCAUUAGAUGUAUUAAUAAAUGAUUAAAUAAGAAAUCUAAUUGAUUGAGAUUGAUUUAGAAGAUUUAGGUAUAUCUUCCGCAACUUUCUGAAGAAGAUUGGGAGAAUUAACACAUAUUUCUUCUUUAUUUGAAAUAUUAUUAAAUUUUCCCACUUAAAAGAAUACAUAAGGGUAUAAUUAAUUAAUUAACAAUAGUUUUGUUGAUUAAGUAUAGAAAAGAAAUAUAAUUAAACUACUUAACAAUUUAAGAGAAGAUUUAGUAGUUUCAAAGCAAGCAAAUGGAUUCUAUAAAUUUUUAAAUACUAAAAUUAUUCCUUAAUUAAAACCUGACCUUGAAACUAAAGAAUGCGAAAUCAACACAAAAUAAGGAUUACUUUUUAAUGCAUAAUUUAAUUUAAAUAUUAAAUAAGGUAAUCUUGAUAGUUUUAAUAAUGGAUGGAUUACUUGGGAUACUUAUUAAUAUUUAUAAAAUUAAUAAGAAAAUAAAUAAUUAAAUGAAGGAUGGAAUAAUGAAUUUAUUCUCUUAUUAUAAAUAAAAUAAGCUUUAAUGA
Messenger RNA from Paramecium sonneborni, 914 nucleotides. The record is from the annotation of a GenBank genome assembly. Lineage: Eukaryota; Ciliophora; Oligohymenophorea; Peniculida; Parameciidae.